AUGAGCUUUGAGAUAACUCCAAGAUGGGAAAGCGGGUUUGUGGGGGUUGUUAAGAUCGGCGACACAGAACGAGCCAUUGCUGGUGUGGUCAGAAGAGGCAACAAGGUUGGCGUCCCUGGUGCUGAUAGCGACACCAUAAAUGACCACACCCAUGGCGUGGGAUACAAAGGAGUGAUGAGUGAUGGCGUUGUCGGAAUGAAGAGCAACACCAUUGUGUCCUUGUCAUUUGGAACCCAGGUGCUGGUUAACGCUAGCUCCAUGGGAGACGCCCUUGGUAGUAGGAGAUGCUGGGUUACUGAAGAUGCUGAAGAGGGAGGUGCCGAAGAGGGAGAUGCCGAAGGAGGAGGCGUCCAAGAGGGAGGCACCCAGAAGGGAGGCAUCCAAGAGGGAGGCAUCCAAGAAUGA
Ilex paraguariensis (yerba mate) is the source of this 405-nucleotide messenger RNA. The record is from the annotation of a GenBank genome assembly. NCBI's taxonomy places the organism in Eukaryota, Viridiplantae, Streptophyta, Magnoliopsida, Aquifoliales, Aquifoliaceae.